Molecule: messenger RNA, 757 nt
Organism: Betta splendens (Siamese fighting fish)
Lineage: Eukaryota; Metazoa; Chordata; Actinopteri; Anabantiformes; Osphronemidae
Product: serine protease 27-like
Exons: 4
Coding region: 111-668 (185 amino acids)
Biological process (GO): proteolysis
Molecular function (GO): serine-type endopeptidase activity
Source: RefSeq, a predicted model, not a curated record
CAGAUACUUCUUCUUUCUGUUUAAGUGUAGAUAAACCAGCAGCCAAUGGGGUUGUGGUGAUAACUUGUCAUAAUGUAAUUGGUGGCUCCGCAGGACAGAAUAAUAUAAAAAUGAGCCAAACCCUCAGCAGAGCAGAGACUGGAAGGACUCUGAGAACCAUGGCUUCUCUUCAGAUACUUCUUCUCCUGUGUAUCACUGUUUCAGUGAGCGCAGCUGGACAUCUGCAGAAAAGAAUCUACGGAGGUAGAAACUGUAACGACAAUGAGCGUCGGUACCAUGUCAUGCUAGAACAAAAAAAUGGUACACACGUGUCUCGCUGUGGUGGCUCUCUAAUCAGUGAUCAGUGGAUUCUGACUGCAGCUCACUGCUGGAAAACGGCAUUGACUUCCAGUACUAUGAAUGUGAUUGUAGGAGUUCAUCCAGGUAACAAUAAGAAGAAAAUGGAAAUAAAUCAAGCAGACAUAUUCCCUUUUAAAGACACAAACAAUAACGUUCAUGACAUCAUGUUACUGCGGCUGCCUGAGAAAAUCACAGACAUCACACCCAUACAGCUUCCUGACUGUACUGGUAAAGAUGAGCCUGUAAUAAAUGACUUGGUUGAGGUAGCAGGGUAUGGCAACUGUAAAAUAGACCAGACAACUGGUUUAGAAGGUAAGGCUAUUAAUUAAAAGUCAUUAUUAAUUUACAUAUAGGUUACAGUGGUGGUAAUACUAUAUAAGAAAUAUUUCAGUUGCUAAAAGUACUGACUGAAAUAAAG